UUGUUCCAAAUCCAGCCCACCGUCUUCAAUUGUUUUGAGUGCAUGACCUAUUAGAGCGCAUUAUGCACCUAUAUAAGUAAAUAAGGCGUGGCAUCGAUGCGCACAAUACUAGAAAUGGAGGGGGGCAAAUUCAUUAGCGUGUAACUGUAACUCUAUCUUUUGGCUUUGGCAAAUCUCAGAUUUCUAUCACACUUAGGAGGUUUCGGGAAGAAGCAAAUGCGCAUCCAGCACGAUUUUGGUGUCUAGACUGAUUCUUUUUCAUUUUGGGUCCAGUUGAUUAGCAACCAGCAAUAUACACUUUGCAUACGUGCGCAGGGCGGGUGCGCACUGCCUCCAGCAAACUGCAUUGCUAUUGCAUGUGAGUGUACCCAAGUCGUUCUCUGUUUUGGAGCGUGUAGAGGGCAUAGCGCUCCCGUAGUGUGCGCCCGCUGUGCCGUCACGAUGGGUCUCUUCCCCGUCCUGACGUUCCGCAAAUCGUGAUGACAGUGCAGUGUUAUCAGAGCAAAUUAUGCCAUAAUUCGAAUUAUGGCCGAAUCCAGUCUCGAGAGCCAAAUCGAUUGUUUCCUCGAACAAUUCAAGAGGAAUGCCUCCAAAGCCAUGGAGGAGCGAAGUGCAGUCACUCGGUCGCGGAGCUCCUACCUAGACACUGAAUCUCCAGAUGAGCCUGUGACACCUUGCGAGGAAAUUGAAAUGGUCAGUACGAUCCAGACGGAGCCUUUAGGACUAAACGACGUUGCCGAACUUUUACAUUCACAAUACGCAAUUAUCUCAGGUGGGAAGUCGAAGGAAGGUUGUCCCAUUAUCACUUUCCCAGACAACAAUAAUUUUCACUUAUUAUCAGAUGUUGAGUAUCAACGAUUGAUGUUAUAUUUAACUUCGGUGCCCUCACUACAGGAGGCGGACUUGGGCUUCCAUUUAAUAAUAGAUAGGCGGAAAGAUAGGUGGAAUUCGGUCAAGACAGUCCUGUUAAAAAUCUCAGUGUAUUUCCCCGGACUCAUCCACGUGGUGUACGUGAUACGCCCUGCUAGCUUCCUCCAGAAAGCCCUGUCCGAAGUAAGCAAUAAACUGUUCAAGGACGAGUUCAAGUUCCGAAUGAUCGUCCUGAGCACAAUUGAGGAACUCCACGAAUACAUAGACCUGAACCAAAUCACCCCAGAUUUGGGCGGAAGUCUGCAAUAUUCGCACGAGGAGUGGAUGCAGCAGCGAAUUGAGCUGGAGAAAUUCUCAGUGGUGACGCAACAAGUCUCAAAUGCCUUAGAUAAAUUCACGAAAAUCAUCGACGAAGCCGAAUUACCAAACAACGUUGACUCGACCCAGCAAAUUUUGAACCGACAAACUUUAGGCUAUUCCGAACUGAAGGAAGAAAUCUUGUCGGCAGCGCGACAAGGCGAAGACCUACUUUGCUCAAUCAAGCGCAAGUCGGCAAAUGGUGACGGUUACAGCUGCGACACCAUGGGCAAUGUCUUCGCAAUUGAGCGCCUUUUGGUCCAGUUGGAGGAGACCGAACGCACUUUCGACGACUUCUGGCAGCAACACUCUACAAAACUGCGCCACUGUCUGGAGUUGCGGCGAUUUGAACAGGACUUCCGCGAGUUGCAGAUUAAUUUCAACUCGCAUUUGAAAGUCGUUAAUGAGAUGACGGAAGUCGGGGAAAGUAUUAAUAGAAUCGAUAGUUUAAUCAAGGAGUUAAUCGCGUUCGAGAAGCUGUGUUUAGUUGAUAUAGAACGGGCUGAAGAAGUUGUUUCCUCAGGUCAGAGCUUAAUCCAAAAUAAAGUUUUCUACCCUUUGCAAUGUAUCGAACCCAAGUGUUGCGAACUGAUAACAAUGAGAGACAGUCUUGUUGAAAAACUCAACAAGCGCAAAGAAACUCUUGCCAUCAGCAAGGAGGUGAUCGAGCAAAUUGACAAAGCUAAUAUUUGGUGCACCAAAGGCUUGCACUUGUUAGAAACACAUAAGGUAGAUAAGUGUUACGAUCCCGAAACACCCAAAAUGUAUAUCCGCGAAAUCGAAGAAUUUCUGAAGACGGGGGACGCUAUCUUUGCACGAAACCCCCAAGACUUCAUCAGCGCAGAAAUCAAGACUUUACUGGCUCAGGUUUCGCAAAAAAUCGACGAAGUCUCUCUCAUGUGUGAGAAACGCAUUUCGACGCUGAAUAUGUUAUUGGUGCCCCUUCACGGCGAAGUUCCAAAGCAGCCGCCAGGGGGCGCCCCCCACCCUAACAAAAAGAAAACUUUCAAAAUACCAAAGAGUGAAUCUUCCGAGAAGCAUAUUGAAGAAGUUCACCAAACUUCCCCCGAAAAUGAGGAAGUGAACAAAGCUAAGACUGGUCACGUGUUAACUGAGUUAAUAGAGACUGAGAAGUUUUACGUUUCGGAGUUACUGUCGGUUUUAACCGGCUACAAGUUGGAAGUAAAGUCGGAGGAAAUGCAACAUUUGGUAACGCCAGGCCUUGCGGAUAAAAUAAACAUCAUUUUCGGCAACUUGGACGAGAUUUACAGUUUUCACGCGAAUAUUUUUUUACAAGACUUGGAAAAUUGUAUCUCGUCGAUUGAUUUGGUGGCGCUUUGCUUCGUCCAACGCAGGGAUACGUUUUUCCGAUUGUACAGUUGUUAUUGCCAAAAUAUUCCCCGAUCUGAGCAACUUCGUGAAACUCUGGUCGAUUCGAAUAUGUUUUUCCAGGCUUGCCAGCGCAAGCUGGGCCAUAAGCUCCCUCUAGCGGCGUAUUUGCUAAAGCCGGUCCAGCGAAUAACAAAGUACCAACUCCUUCUGAAGGACUUAUUGCGCUACUCAGAGGAGGGAAAAUGCUGUCGGGAGUUGCAACAAGCCCUCGACUGCAUGCUUGUAGUAUUAAAAUGCGUAAAUGACAGCAUGCACCAAAUAUCAAUAACCGGAUUUCCGGUCGAUUUGUCGCAACAAGGCGACUUGCUCCUCCAAGGCUCGUUCUCAAUCUGGGUCGAAAACAAGAAAGAUUUAAGAUUGAGGCUGAAGCCACUGCGUCGCCACGUUUUCCUUUACCAAAAAUCAAUUUUAUUCUGCAAGGCCGCAUCCAAAUCGUCGCAUAACAAAGCCACAUAUCAGUUCAAACACUACUUGAAAAUGUCGCAGAUCGGUUUAACCGAGUCGGUUAAAGGCGACCCGCGGAAAUUCGAAAUUUGGCUGCAGGGCCGCCAGGAAGUCUACACGAUCCAGGCCAGCAACAUUGAGCAGAAACAGUCGUGGGUUAACGAAAUCAAGCGCGUGCUUUUGAACCAAUUGGAGGAACUCAAAGGGGAGAAAAUCAAACAGUACACGGCGCAAGCACACAAACAAUUUGUUUCUAGGCCUUUGCGCCAAACCACCUCGUGGGAGAAACAAAAGAACGUGCCAAACGCCUCCUUGAUCAGUCACCGGACGAUGAGUUGCGACACCGAGUCGCAAGCGCAUGACGAAAAUAUCGAUAUAGAGGGGGAAAACUGGUCGUCGGAUUGCACCAAUAGCGACGAUGAGGAGCAUGGAAACAAUAUUGCAGUUCCUAGUGGCCGCUACAUUGCGCUAGCCGAUUACUGUGCAGUUGGCAACAGUGAGGUGAACAUGCGGGAGGGCGAUAUGGUUGAACUUUUGAAAGUUGGCUGUGCUGGUUGGUGGUUUGUUAAAAUAAUAGGUAGUUCUGUAGAAGGGUGGGCUCCUGCCGCUUAUUUGGAAAACUUACACCGUAAAACGUCACGUAGCAGUAGCAGAAGUCAAGAUAAACUAAAUGAUCACUGAGUGACUUGUCCUAUGGGUGUUUAAGUUUAUUUAUUUUCUACUAUCAUUUACACAUACAUUCAAACUGUAUAUUUUUAUCGAAUUGUGAUAAUAGAUCUUUUUGUAUAAAUUAUUGUUAUUGUUGACGUUGCUGUUUUUAUACAUGACUUGGCCAAAAUUCGGUUGCAGACAAAAAGAUCUAUUAGAGGUGGGAGAUUAGUACAAAUCCAGUUUAGGUCACAAUACAACCAAACAAUAUAAUCGCCUAGGUAGCGUUGUGUGUUAAUAAGCAAAACAACUACAUAAACUUCGCAUAAACAAAAUCCUUUCUUUGGGAGUGACAGACCAUACGACAGGGUGUUAGUUUUGUUGUCUUUCCUAACUUUGGUUUUUGGUACUUUAUCAAAACGAAGGAAAUGUUAUUUUAUACUUUUGUGGAAUUGUGAUAAUGGGUCUUUUUGUAGCUUACAUGAAAAUUCGCAAAAAGAUCUAUUAGUGAGGGUUUAAGCUUAGUACAAAUUGAGUUAGUUUCUCCUGUCCGAGGCGGCUCAAAAUGUCACGUGGAAUAUUUACAUACGACUUUGUUAUUUAUUUUGAAUGAAAUUCACAGAA
Molecule: messenger RNA, 4335 nt
Organism: Tribolium castaneum (red flour beetle)
Lineage: Eukaryota; Metazoa; Arthropoda; Insecta; Coleoptera; Tenebrionidae
Product: guanine nucleotide exchange factor DBS
Exons: 12
Coding region: 526-3744 (1072 amino acids)
Biological process (GO): intracellular signal transduction
Cellular component (GO): cytoplasm
Molecular function (GO): guanyl-nucleotide exchange factor activity; protein binding
Source: RefSeq, a predicted model, not a curated record